Vigna radiata var. radiata (mung bean) is the source of this 1764-nucleotide messenger RNA. RefSeq names its product serine hydroxymethyltransferase 4. Lineage: Eukaryota; Viridiplantae; Streptophyta; Magnoliopsida; Fabales; Fabaceae. Gene Ontology annotation, molecular function: glycine hydroxymethyltransferase activity; serine binding; cobalt ion binding. The record is from RefSeq and is a predicted model, not a curated record. Gene Ontology annotation, cellular component: cytoplasm. The transcript is spliced from 3 exons. Bases 106 to 1521 code for a protein of 471 amino acids. Gene Ontology annotation, biological process: folic acid metabolic process; tetrahydrofolate interconversion; L-serine catabolic process.
CCUUUUAAAAACACACUCUCACCCCCACUCAACCAACACAACACAUUUUUCUCCUUCUUCGCUCACUCACUUGACAUUGACAUUCUUCGUUAAUUUUCAACAAUCAUGGAUCCUGUGAACGUAUGGGGGAACGCGCCUUUGGUGACGGUGGAUCCCGAAAUCCACGACCUGAUAGAAAAGGAGAAGCGUCGCCAGUGCCGCGGAAUCGAGCUGAUCGCAUCGGAGAAUUUCACCUCCUUUGCGGUGAUCGAGGCCCUGGGGAGCGCCCUCACCAACAAAUACUCAGAAGGCAUGCCGGGAAAUCGCUACUACGGCGGCAAUGAGUUCAUUGACGAGAUCGAAAACCUUUGUCGCUCACGCGCCCUCACCGCUUUCCACCUCGAUGCCCAAUCGUGGGGGGUCAAUGUGCAGCCAUACUCGGGCUCCCCGGCCAACUUCGCCGCGUACACAGCGGUGCUGAACCCCCACGACCGCAUCAUGGGGCUGGAUCUGCCCUCUGGCGGUCACCUCACCCACGGGUACUACACCUCCGGCGGGAAGAAGAUCUCUGCCACCUCAAUAUACUUCGAGAGCCUCCCGUACAAGGUGAACUCCACCACGGGGUUCAUCGACUACGACCGAUUGGAGGAGAAGGCGCUGGACUUCAGGCCCAAGAUGAUAAUCUGCGGGGGAAGCGCCUACCCUCGCGACUGGGACUACAAACGCUUCCGGGCAAUAGCGGACAUGUGCGGCGCACUGCUCCUCUGCGACAUGGCGCACAUUAGUGGUCUUGUGGCCGCGCAGGAAGCGAACAACCCUUUCGAAUAUUGCGACAUUGUCACCACCACGACGCAUAAGAGCUUGCGCGGUCCAAGGGCGGGCAUGAUCUUCUACCGGAAGGGUCCGAAGCCGCCCAAGAAGGGGCAGCCGGAGAACGCCGUUUAUGAAUUCGAGGACAAAAUCAACUUCGCCGUUUUCCCUUCUCUCCAGGGUGGUCCUCACAACCACCAGAUUGGGGCCCUCGCCGUGGCGCUGAAACAGGUAGCGACGCCUGGGUUCAAGGCCUACGCCAAGCAGGUGAAGGCCAACGCCGCUGCGCUCGGCAAGUUCUUGAUGGGGAAAGGGUACAGUCUCGUCACCGGUGGAACAGAGAACCAUCUUGUCUUGUGGGAUCUCAGACCUCUUGGAUUGACUGGGAACAAGGUGGAGAAACUUUGUGAUCUCUGCAACAUUACCGUCAAUAAGAACGCUGUUUUUGGUGACAGCAGUGCCUUGGCUCCCGGAGGUGUACGAAUUGGUGCCCCUGCCAUGACUUCUAGGGGUUUGGUUGAAAAGGACUUUGAGCAGAUUGGUGAGUUCCUUCACCGUGCUGUGACUCUCACACUAGAUAUCCAGAAGGAAUAUGGCAAACUUCUAAAGGAGUUCAGCAAGGGCCUCGUUGACAAUAAGGCUAUUGAAGAUCUCAAAUCUGAUGUUGAGAAGUUCUCUGCCACGUAUGGCAUGCCCGGCUUCCUGGUAUCUGAAAUGAAGUACAAGAAUUAGAUUCAAUCAUACAGUUCUCCACUGUCAUUCAAAUUCCAGCACAAAGUGCACAAGUAGAGAAAAGGGAAAUAAGUUUCAUCCGUUUUGAGAGCGAUGGGUGUAUAGAGAUGGUGUUUCAAUUGAGAAGUUUAAAAUAUCUUUGAUUUUUGUAUUCACGUUUAAUUUUUUAACUUGAUUAAUAUCAUAUUUUUUCUCAUUAAAAAACUUAAAAUAAUACAUGUACUUUCGUACUUUUCAUCUAAA